GACGGAAGCCGAGCGGGCGUCUGAGCGAAGUCAGCGGGCAGUGGGAGCAGGGCUGUCCGCUACGAUGAUUCCCCCUCAGGAGGCUUCCGCCCGGCGGCGGGAAAUCGAAGACAAGCUGAAGAAGGAGGAGGAGACGCUGUCCUUCAUCCGAGACAGCCUGGAGAAGAGUGACCAGCUCACUAAGAACAUGGUGUCUAUCCUGUCGUCCUUUGAGAGCCGGCUCAUGAAGCUGGAGAACUCCAUCAUCCCCGUGCACAAGCAGACAGAGAAUCUGCAGAGGCUGCAGGAGAAUGUAGAAAAGACAUUAUCCUGCCUGGACCACGUCAUCAGCUAUUACCACGUAGCCAGCGACACUGAGAAGAUCAUCAGGGAGGGUCCCACAGGCAGGUUGGAAGAAUACCUGGGAAGCAUGGCCAAAAUCCAGAAGGCUGUGGAGUAUUUUCAGGACAACAGCCCAGACAGCCCAGAGCUCAACAAAGUGAAGCUGCUGUUUGAGCGGGGGAAGGAGUCCCUGGAGUCUGAGUUCCGCAGUCUGAUGACCCGGCACAGCAAGGUUGUCUCCCCUGUGCUCAUCCUGGACCUGAUCAGUGGUGAUGAUGACCUGGAGGUCCAGGAAGAUGUGACCCUGGAGCACCUGCCUGAGAGUGUGCUCCAGGAUGUGAUCCGCAUCUCCCGCUGGCUGGUGGAGUACGGCCGGAACCAAGAUUUCAUGAAUGUCUACUACCAGAUCCGCUCUAGCCAGCUGGACCGCUCCAUCAAAGGCCUGAAGGAGCAUUUCCGCAAAAGCAGUUCCUCCUCUGGGGUGCCCUACUCCCCUGCCAUCCCCAACAAGAGGAAAGACACUCCUACCAAGAAGCCUGUCAAGCGGCCAGGGACGAUCCGUAAGGCUCAGAACCUUCUGAAACAGUAUUCCCAGCAUGGUCUAGAUGGGAAAAAGGGGGGCUCUAACCUCAUUCCUCUGGAAGGGAGAGAUGACAUGCUGGAUGUGGAGACUGACGCCUACAUUCACUGCGUCAGUGCCUUUGUCAAGCUGGCCCAGAGUGAAUACCAGCUGCUGACGGACAUCAUCCCUGAGCACCAUCAGAAGAGAACCUUUGACUCCUUGAUUCAGGAUGCACUGGACGGACUGAUGCUCGAGGGGGAGAACAUCGUGUCUGCUGCCAGGAAAGCCAUCAUCCGCCAUGACUUCUCCACAGUGCUCACAGUCUUCCCCAUCCUGCGGCACCUCAAGCAGACCAAGCCUGAGUUUGACCAGGUGCUCCAGGGCACAGCAGCCAGCACCAAGAACAAGCUGCCCGGCCUCAUCACCUCCAUGGAGACCAUUGGAGCCAAAGCACUAGAAGACUUUGCUGACAACAUUAAGAAUGAUCCAGACAAAGAAUACAACAUGCCUAAGGACGGCACCGUCCACGAGCUCACAAGCAACGCCAUCCUUUUCCUACAACAGCUUCUGGACUUUCAGGAAACGGCAGGUGCCAUGCUGGCCUCUCAAGUUCUUGGGGACACAUACAAUAUUCCUUUAGACCCCCGAGAAACCAGCUCUUCGGCCACCAGCUAUAGCUCCGAGUUCAGCAAGCGCCUGCUGAGCACCUAUAUCUGCAAAGUCUUGGGAAACCUGCAGCUGAACUUGCUGAGCAAGUCCAAGGUGUAUGAGGACCCAGCACUGAGCGCCAUCUUCCUACACAACAACUAUAACUACAUCCUCAAGUCCUUGGAGAAGUCUGAGCUGAUCCAGCUGGUGGCUGUGACCCAGAAGACUGCUGAGCGUUCCUACCGGGAGCACAUCGAGCAGCAGAUCCAGACCUACCAGCGCAGCUGGUUAAAGGUGACUGAUUAUAUCGCAGAGAAGAAUCUACCCAUGUUCCAGCCUGGAGUCAAGCUCCGGGACAAGGAGCGGCAGAUGAUUAAGGAACGUUUCAAGGGAUUCAAUGAUGGCCUUGAAGAACUGUGCAAGAUUCAGAAGGCCUGGGCCAUUCCAGACACAGAACAGAGGGACAAGAUUCGACAAGCUCAGAAAAACAUUGUCAAGGAGACCUAUGGGGCCUUUCUGCACAGGUAUGGCAGCGUGCCCUUCACCAAGAACCCUGAGAAGUACAUCAAGUACCGUGUGGAGCAGGUGGGCGACAUGAUCGAUCGUCUUUUCGACACCUCUGCCUAAGCCCAUGUGCUGCCUCGUUCUCCAGACGCCCACGUCAUUGGACUGAUGAGCCAGUGUUAGUAUGCCUCUGGGCCGGGAACCCUGUCCCUGGUGUUUGCAUCUCCCCUGCGGCCCACAUCUCCUGUCAAACUAGCACUCACCCAGAAUGUGGGGUCCUCUCACACCGUGGGCUUCACGGUGGAGACAGACUUCGGAGACAGAGGCUGGUGCCCCCAGCUGCCGUGGGGUGCCAAGAAUGGGAUGGCAGACUUCACCCUGGUCUACUUCCAUCCUCUUCAGCCCACAGAUGAGCGGGCUCAAAGAACAGGCCAAAUGGCAGCCGGCAGAGCUGGAGGCAAGGCUGUCGUGUGACCUACUCUCUGGGUCUUAUACAGGAGCCGCAGCUCUCUGGAGUGCCCAGCUACCUGGGAGUCCCCUGGUGACAAGGUGCAGGAGGGCUCUUUCUCUGGUCCCUUUGGAUCUAGCACACUGCAAGAAGUGUUUGGAGGAGUUGUGAACCGCCCUGUGGGGCCAGCCCCUCAGACAUCUGUUCCCUGACUCCCAGCUUCGGUGCUCACGGCCCUGGGCACACAGCAGUGCCUGCAGAAACUUUAGCCCAGAAGCGUGAGGGGAAGGGAACUAGCGGACGAAGGGAAACAAUUCAGGAGCAAAGUGCGAGGCUGUGAGGGUAAAGCUGGGCUUUAGGUUGGCAGUGAACAACUGUGUCAAGAAGGGCAGACCCUUAGGGUGCAUUUGGGUGAUGGUUUGUUUUGCUUUUAUACAUGGGGCACUCGGGAUGCAUGAGCCUCCUGCUAGAGAAUGGAGCUGUCCUAGCUGUAGGAACUGUGCUGUACCCUCAAAUCUGUCUCCCUAGGCCCCACCCUGUUACAGACUGGGCUGUACACCAGGAGGCUACCUUGCCAGGGGCCGGGUCAAACUUGCACAUGUCCCGCAUCCAGACUGGUCACAUACAUGACCUGACUGCACAUCACACUCCCACAUACAUGAAGAAGGUGUGCUCAGCAAUGUAGCUUGGCCCUUGAACUCUUUCCUCCUUCAGGAGCUGCUGGCAGGGAAAAGAAUGUCUUCCAAAGCAGAAGGGUGAAAGACAGGCCUUCUUAGUCCAGAGUAUCCCUUCUUUAGAUCCUCGACUAUUUAAAGUUUGGGUCUGGCUCUUCCUAAGCCUCCUCCAGAGGAAGAAGCACCCAUUUAGAGAAGUUUGCCAAGCAUGAACUUCUCUCAGGGGCUAUCUGGACCUUUGAGGGGAUGAUUCUGCCUGACUUCAUACAUGCUUCUACCUGGGGAGAUAAAGAUGGCACCCGAGCCAGGUGCCAGCAGACGGAUGCUGAGAGCCUGCAGCCACCCAGUCUCCGAGUCUGGCCGGCUGCAAGUGCGCAGAUUACCACUCUGCUCUGUUACAUCUCCAUGAGCCGCACUCCCGGGGUGGGCCUUACCCUUGCCUACCCUCCACACUAGGUCCUGGUCUCUUCCCAUCACUCAGUUCCCCUCUGGGCAUAGGCUUGGGGCUACUCUUGUCUCCAGGGCUGUAUCUCCAUGGCAGCCUUGGUGCUGAGGAAGAGCAGCAGCAGGUGAAGUCAGCUGCCGAUGGAAGGGGCAGAGGCUGGACCUGGACCCAACCGGUCUUGGUGACAGAGGGGAGCAGGUCUUACUGAGCAGUGGAUUGCAGGAAGAGGAAUUGGGCAGAGGCUGCACUGGGGAGGAAUGGAAGACAAGGGAGCCAAGCAACAGUGUCACUUUGAAGGCAAUGCACGCAGUGGUUCGACCCUCACGCAUCAGCCAACAGCAGUGUCUCCCUGGGAACCAACCCCACCAGGAUGGACUUGGGCUCAGUGUUCCUUGGGUUCAGCUUAGAAGGAAAAAGGCAUUUCCUGGGAUGUGGAGAGAGCAGAAGGGAGACCACCGUACCUCUGGGGAUACCUAUACCAUCACUCUCCUCUCCACCGGGCUCUGCCAGCCUCUUCCCAGAUGGACUUUGUCACCUGGAAGCAGGGCAUGGGAUGCUCGAGUGGGACUGAGCUUUCAUGUCAUGAACUACAUAUUCUUUUCUUGACACAAUCUCCUCUACCACAUGGGCCUGGAACUCUAGCUCCAUCACUGAAAGGGAUAGGAUAUGGCUCUUGAGAGAGACAGUCCCAGAAGCUGCAACUUCUGAUGGCCUCUGAGGGCAGGUGGGAGAGGGAGCCAAUCCGCAAGGCCUCCUGGCCUUUGGGAGUGCUCCGGAUGGCCUCCAGUUAAAGAAGAGCCUUAGACGCAGAGAUGAGUUUUCCUCGUGAAAAUAAAUGCACUUGACAGCACCUCGUGGCAGGGAGGUGAUUGCA
This is a messenger RNA of Myodes glareolus (Bank vole), 4476 nucleotides long. RefSeq names its product exocyst complex component 7 (gene Exoc7). Gene Ontology annotation, biological process: exocytosis. Lineage: Eukaryota; Metazoa; Chordata; Mammalia; Rodentia; Cricetidae. The record is from RefSeq and is a predicted model, not a curated record. Gene Ontology annotation, cellular component: exocyst. Gene Ontology annotation, molecular function: phosphatidylinositol-4,5-bisphosphate binding.